Messenger RNA from Gaeumannomyces tritici R3-111a-1, 3701 nucleotides. RefSeq lists its product as hypothetical. The transcript has 2 exons. Gene Ontology annotation, cellular component: Smc5-Smc6 complex. Gene Ontology annotation, molecular function: ATP hydrolysis activity; ATP binding. The record is from RefSeq and is a predicted model, not a curated record. Gene Ontology annotation, biological process: double-strand break repair via homologous recombination. Lineage: Eukaryota; Fungi; Ascomycota; Sordariomycetes; Magnaporthales; Magnaporthaceae. Bases 123 to 3491 code for a protein of 1122 amino acids.
GUGGAUUGAAGCUUUGGCCCUUGAACGACGACGUAGCCACAGCCGGCCCGCGAUAGCCCUCGAGAUUCCACCGCCCCGCCCGAAACCUCGCGCACUCACGCAGACGCAGUGCUCUCGCCGGCAUGCCUCCAUCGAGGAGGCGAUCACGAUCGGUCGUCGAUGGUGAUGGCGGUGCCGAUGGGUCGGUGCGCAAACGCCAGCGCCGUCGGGAGACCGAGAUAAAACCAGAUUCGGACGAUGGCGAGGAUGAGUUCCAUUCGUUCGCGCAGGACGGCGACGAGCGCGCCGGGUCGUCCCAGAGAGCCAGCGCGAUCGUGGCCGCCGCCCAAAACGACUACCAGCCGGGCGCAAUCCUACGAGUCACCGUAGACAACUUCGUUACCUACGAACACGCCGAGUUCUACCCAGGUCCCAACUUGAACAUGGUCAUCGGGCCAAACGGCACGGGAAAGAGCUCCCUGGUGUGCGCCAUAUGCCUCGGCUUGGGGUAUAAUACCAAUGUUCUUGGGCGCGCAACCUCGUACGCCGAGUUCGUCAAGCACGGGAAAGACAGGGCCACUAUCGAGGUAGAACUACAGAAGAGGCCAGAUGACAGAAGGAAUCCAAUCAUCAAGCUCCGAAUUAAUCGCGAAGACAACACUCGGCAAUUCAGGCUCAACGACCAGCAGUGUGCCCUGAAGGACAUACAGAAAUUGAUGUCUAAAUUUCGCAUCCAGAUUGAUAACCUCUGCCAGUUCCUACCUCAGGACAAGGUCGCCGAGUUUGCCGGUCUGAGCCCCAUAGAGCUGCUCGGGAAGACACUUCAAGCCGCGGCGCCAGAGAUCAUGAUGCGGCAGCAAGAGCAGCUCCGAGGCAUGUAUUCCAAACAAAAGGAAUACCAGCGACAAGGACAAGACGAGACUGAGCGCCUCAGGAUCAUGGCCACAAAGCAGCAAGGCCUGCAGCCCGACGUCGAAAGGCUGCGGGAGAGGGGUGAAAUCGAAAAGUCCAUCAAGACCUGGGAGCGCGCCCUGAUCUUGUGCUCCUACCAGGAGGCACGCCAUAGACACACAGAGGCCAAGAACAAGAAAAAAGAGGCCGAGGGCAAGCUCAAACGCUUCCAGCAGGGUGCCGGCCCGGCAAUGCAGGCCGUGAACGCCAAGGAGGAAUACGCAAGAGCGGUCCAGGCCUGUAUCCCGCCGCUCAAGCGGAAGGUGGCAGAUGGCCAGAGAACGGCGAGGCAGUUGACGGACAAGAUCUCCAAUCUGGACGAACAGCUGAAAGAUGUCAACAAUCAGCGUUCAGCCUUGCGGAACGGCAUCCAGAGAAAGAAGGCCGACGUUGGCGUCCACAAGGCCAAGAUUGGCGAGCUGCAGCGGGAGAUGAACAAGAAGGUGCCCACUUUUGACGCGGCUGACUGGAACACUCGGAUUCGGGAAAAAGAACACCAAUGGAGAGAGCGUGACGGCGAAUCCCGCAGGCUCGAGGUGGAGGCGGGAGAGGUGUGGGCGGCCGGCAGGGAGAAGUCUCGGAUGAAGACUGUGGUGCAGGGGCAGAUACAGGCCCUCGAUACCAGAGAAGGACAGGAGCUCAACCGCCUCGAGCAGCAGUUCCCCGACGUGGCCGCCGGCUACAAGUGGCUGACAGAGCACAAGAAUGAGUUCCAAAAGGAGGUCUUUGCCCCGCCAGCGCUCAGUUGCGCAAUCAAGGACCAGGCCUACUCUGACCUGGUGCAGAGUCUGCUGCAAAACGACGACUAUCUGUGUUUUGUCACGCAGUGCAAGGAGGACCACACAAAGCUGAGUGACCAGUUCUACCGAACGAUGGGUCUCUCGGUGAGCAUUCGGACAUGCUCGUCUCCACUGGAUAGCUUCCGAUCUCCCAUGUCCUCCAACGACAUCAGACGCCUGGGCCUCGAUGGAUUCGCAAUCGACUAUGUGGACGGCCCCGAGCCGGUGCUCGCCAUGCUUUGUGCAGACAAAGGGCUGCACAAGUUCGGUGUCGGGAGGAGAGACAUCACAGAGCAGCAAUAUGACCAGCUGAUUCAGACCGAGAGCAUCGGCAGCUUCGCCGCGGGCGGUGUCUCGUACAGAACCACGCGACGAGCCGAGUACGGUCCGCAGGCGGUCUCAACCACGACCAGCCAAAUCAGGCAGGGCAUGUUCUGGACUAAUCAGCCUGUUGACUCGGUCGAGCAGCAACGACUGAAAGCCGAGUACAGCGAGAUCAUAACAGAGCUCAAGGCAUUGGGGGAGCAAAAGAGUAGGCUUGACUCGCAGAAAACUGCAGCCGAAGAGAGCAAGAGGAUGCUCGACGACGAGAUGAAAACACUGAGAGAUGCAAAGAGCGCGCAGCAAUCAGAGUUCAACAAGUGGAAGGCAAUACCCAAGCAGAUCGAGGAUGAACAGGCCAAGGAGGCUCAAAAGAGGCGAGAGCUGGCAGAUGUGCUGGGCAAAAUAGAUGGACUCAGCGAUCAGCUCGACGAAGUGGCAGUCAAGCUGGCCGAGGCCGUGUUGGAGCUCCGGAACCACGUGACCCAGAUGGAGGAGGCGUACAACGAGGUCCUCCAGGCACAGCUUCGGGCGCUCGAGGCCGAGUCGGACGCGGCGGCGCUCCGGGACAAGAACCGCGAGGUGCACCAGCUGCUGGAGGAGGGCAAGCGAGUGAUAGCGGAGCUCUCGGCGCAGCAGCAGCAGGUCAAGGAGGAGGCGCAGGGGCUACAGCGCGAGGUGGCAGACGCGCUCCAGGGCCAGGGCGACGAGGAGCGGGCGCAGCUCGAGGAGCUGUACCACGGCAAGACGGCCGAGGAUGUGAGCAACGAGCUCGAGGCGCAGCGGUCGCGGCUCGAGUACGUGCACGCGGCCAACCCCGAGGUGCUGCACGAGUAUGACCGGCGGGCGAAGGAGAUGGGGAAGUUACAGGAGCGCAUGGCGCAGCGCGAGGGGCAGACGGUCCAGCUGGCGGGCGAGAUCGGGCGGGUGCGCGGCGAGUGGGAGCCGCGGCUGGACGAGCUCAUCGGGCGCAUCAACGAGGCCUUCAGCUACAACUUUGAGCAGAUCAGCUGCGCGGGCGAGGUGAGCGUGCAUAAGGACGAGGACGACUUUGACCGCUGGGCCAUCGAGAUCCGGGUCAAGUUCCGGCCGGGCGAGGCGCUCCAGAUCCUGGACCAGCACCGGCAGUCGGGCGGCGAGCGGUCCGUGAGCACAAUCUUCUACCUCAUGUCGCUCCAGUCCAUGGCGCAGGCGCCCUUCCGCGUCGUCGACGAGAUCAACCAGGGCAUGGACCCGCGCAACGAGCGCAUGGUGCACGAGCGCAUGGUGGACAUUGCCUGCGACGAGCACUCGUCGCAGUACUUCCUCAUCACGCCAAAGCUGCUCACGGGCCUGCGCUACCACCCGCGCAUGAAGGUGCUCUGCAUCGCCUCGGGGCCCCACGUGCCCGCCGGCAACAGGAAGGUGGACUUUGGGAGCUUUGUCAAGAUCAAGCGGCGGCUGUUGGCUGCCGCGUCGUAGGGGAUUUUUGUUGUUCUUUUUUUGGGGUCACAUCUACAGGCUUGUCUGGUGUGUUUUUGUACGUGCUAUUAUAAUGCUAGUAGCUUCUGGAACGGGCAGGUCUGGGCUAGUUAGUGUUGGAGACGACGGGUUUGGGAAUAGGGAUUUGUCCAUGAUAUCCAUCUUCAGUUUACGCCAUUUCUGUUUUUUUUUUUUUUCGUGUGUGUUUUC